CUCCUCUGCUGGCACGCGCCCCCGCUGACGUGAAGCGGAGCGCGCGGCGAAAGUUUUUUAAACAGCCCCUGUGUCCCGCUGCGCGCGCACUCUGCUCCUUUUACAAACCUCUUGUCAAAAUGUUUUUGUGGCUCUGAGGCAGCGGCAGACGCAACCUUUGCCUCGGCUGAACUCGCCAUGUAGCCCGCAGGCGCUGAACGGAGCAUUACGGGAUAUUUCACUGGAUCUUGCGGUUCGGGAGCUGCAGAGCGCGGCUGGUCUGGUCUGGUCUGGUGUGCGGGAUCCGGUGACCGCCGGGGCGGACUGGCCAGCAUGCUCCGGCCGUGGGCUGUGCAGUGGAUCACGGCUGUGCUCCUCUGUCGGGCGGCGGCACAGUACUCCAGCGACCAGUGUAGCUGGCGAGGAAGUGGUCUGAGCCAUGAGUCCCAUCGCAGAGACGUGGAGCAGGUCUACUUACGUUGCUCCCAGGGCUCGCUAGAGUGGCUCUACCCCACAGGGGCCAUCAUUGUCAACCUGAGGCCAAACACAGAACCUUCAUCAGGACACAUGGCAGGUCUCCAUGUGUGCAUCAAACCCCAUACUUACUCCCAGGGUUCUCAUGUGUAUCUGGAGCGAGCUGGGGAUCUGAAGCUGCUGCUGGCGGAGGGGGAACAGGCUCAGGGCACAGUGCACUGCUUCAGCCUGGCGGAGGGGGCUCUGUUUGUGGAGGCCGUCCCACAAACAGACAUCAGCCGGAGGAUCACGGCUUUCCAAUAUGAGCUGGUGCCCAGCCAGGGGCCGGGGGCACAUAUGUACCCAUACCUGCACCCUGGUUUAGUCACCUGUGAACCAUGUUCAGAUGAAGAGGUCCUCAUGGCUGUGUGCACCAGUGACUUUGCGGGCAGUGGCAUCAUUCAAGGUGUGGCGUCAGAUACAAACGACCACCUCCGGGUUGUGGUGACUAUGAGCCGGCUGUUCCGUCAGAAGAGUGGGUUGUUCGCUUGGGGUGGAGUCAGAGGGCGAAGCUGGAGUGGACAUGUCAACGUUCCCGCAAAGUGCGGUGUGCAUCCUGGAGGGGAUGAGUACCUUUUGACUGGCUAUGUGCAUUUUGGCGAAGCCUGGCUUGGCUGUGCACCUCGCUACAAGGACUUCCUGAAGUUGUACAUCAGAGCACAGGGAGCGGGAACAAACCCCUGUCAAAUAGACACAGACUGAGAAAUCUCCUCAUGGUUCUGGAUAAAACAGGGUGAAGGAUUAUGAAAAAGUCAAUGAGGAAGACGCAAAGAGGAAGAGGCUGAAAUUUGGAGGAUGGAGCUACAUUAUUUUGAGCCCGAUAGAUAAGCAGGGUUACGGACCGCCAGCCAUCAUUAAAGGCUACUUCUGCAGGCUCUUUUGAAUGCUGUGCAACUUAUUGCUGCCCCGCAGCAGAAAUAACAGUUUGAACAAUUAAGUAGCCAAUGUGCUGCCUAAACUGUUUAGAAGUACUCAUUUGACUGUACUUGUAUACUGUGUGUGUAAAUUUGUUUGUGCAUGAGUGAGACAAUGAAUGAAUGAUGAGCUUAAAUUAAUUUUGUGCCUGACUGGUUAAAGGUUUUAUUCUCAUGAUGAUACGGCUUGCGUGGUCAUUCUUGAAAGAAAGUUUGCUUUGUAAAAAGCUUUCUGUAAAAUUUAGGAGUCUUCUGACAGAAGUGUACAGUUUGCAGCUCUGUGAGUCUUUAUGUACUUAAGUGUGCGUGUUUUGCUAAUGAGUUCAAAGCGUCUUUAUAUUUACAGAAAAUAAAAAUCCAUCCUUCAA
Thunnus maccoyii (southern bluefin tuna) is the source of this 1774-nucleotide messenger RNA. Its product is annotated as meteorin-like protein. The record is from RefSeq and is a predicted model, not a curated record. Gene Ontology annotation, molecular function: hormone activity. NCBI's taxonomy places the organism in Eukaryota, Metazoa, Chordata, Actinopteri, Scombriformes, Scombridae. The coding region runs from base 313 to 1194 and encodes 293 amino acids. Gene Ontology annotation, biological process: positive regulation of brown fat cell differentiation; energy homeostasis. The transcript has 5 exons.